This is a messenger RNA of Torulaspora delbrueckii, 1098 nucleotides long. It is a transcript of the gene CSH1, whose product is annotated as mannosylinositol phosphorylceramide synthase catalytic subunit CSH1. Lineage: Eukaryota; Fungi; Ascomycota; Saccharomycetes; Saccharomycetales; Saccharomycetaceae. Bases 1 to 1098 code for a protein of 365 amino acids. The record is from RefSeq and is a predicted model, not a curated record. Gene Ontology annotation, molecular function: mannosyltransferase activity. Gene Ontology annotation, biological process: mannosyl-inositol phosphorylceramide biosynthetic process. The transcript has a single exon.
AUGAGGAAGGAACUAAAGUAUAUGAUAUAUGGUAACCUGGCGAUUCUGUCGGUGAUCCUAUAUGUGACUUUUGAUUUGCUUACUUUGGCCAUUGAUGAUACGUUCCACGAUGCUUUGUUGGAUAGUGAUUUGAACCCACCAGCUGGUUCUGAAAAACCACAACUAAUUCCAAAAAUCAUUCAUCAAACUUAUAAGACGACGGAUAUUCCUGAGGUUUGGAAGGAGGGACAGCAGAAAUGUAUUGAUUUGCAUCCGGAUUACAAGUACAUUUUGUGGACCGAUGAGAUGAUGAACCAGUUCAUUAAGGAAGAGUACCCUGACUACCUUGAAACUUUCCAAAACUAUAAAUAUCCUAUCCAGAGGGCCGAUGCGAUUAGAUAUUUCAUCUUGUCGCAUUUUGGUGGGGUUUACAUCGAUUUGGAUGACGGUUGUGAAAAGAGAUUGGAUCCUUUGCUGACAGUUCCAGCUUUCGCAAGAAAGACUUCUCCAACAGGGAUUUCGAAUGAUGUGCUGGGUUCAGUUCCUCAGCAUCCUUUCUUCUUGAAGUUGAGGGACUCAUUAGCCAAGUAUGAUAGGAAUUGGCUGGUACCGUACAUUACGAUCAUGGCCUCGACUGGUCCAUUGUUCGUUAGUAUGGUAUGGAAACAGUACAAGAGAUGGGGUGUUCCAGAGAAUGGUGUUGUGAGAGUUUUGCAACCUGCGGAUUACAAGAUGCACACUUACUCGUUUUUCUCGAUCUCUAGGGGUUCUUCUUGGCAUUUGGAUGAUGCCAAAUUUGUUAAAUCUUUGGCUAACCAUAUACUGGCUUGCGUGGUCGCAGGUUUCGUAUUCGCGUUCUUUGUCCUGUACAGCGAGUACUGUUUCUACUGUUGGUUGUGUUCCAAUAACAAGAGUAUCUUUUCGCGUCUUUACAAAAAGACCCUUAGUGCGAUCGGCUUGGAGUCUGAUCGCACUAUUAACGCGGCGAUCAUCAACGUGCGUAACAGUAACGAUGAUUCCCGUUUGAGGAGAAUGAGAAAGGAUUCGAACCUUCCGCACAAUAUUAUCCUAUCGGAUCUUGAAAAGAAUGAUCCCAAAUUCACUGAUCUCUCAUUGUGA